Messenger RNA from Enterobius vermicularis (human pinworm), 1452 nucleotides. Lineage: Eukaryota; Metazoa; Nematoda; Chromadorea; Rhabditida; Oxyuridae. The record is from the annotation of a GenBank genome assembly.
UUGGGACGAUGUGAGGGACAGGUAGCCAAGUUUCCUCUUUUACAUAUUCGGUGUUAUGCAGCUCUUGCAUCUAAAGAAGUUUAUAAACGAAACAAGCCUCAUCUAAAUGUGGGGACGAUAGGGCAUGUCGAUCAUGGAAAAACUACACUUACUUCAGCUAUUACAAAAGGUAUUCUUUCCGCUAAGAAGCAGUGUAAGUUUAAGAAAUAUGAGGAAAUCGACAAUGCUCCUGAGGAAAAAGCAAGAGGUAUUACCAUUAAUGCCUAUCAUCUUGAAUACGAAACUGAAAAGCGGCACUAUGCUCAUAUUGAUUGUCCUGGUCACGCAGAUUACAUAAAAAAUAUGAUUACUGGUGCUGCUCAAAUGGACGGAACAAUUCUAGUCGUGGCUGCAACUGAUGGAGCUAUGCCGCAAACCCGUGAGCAUAUGCUGUUGGCAAAACAAGUGGGUAUUCCUAUGAAAAAUGUGGCGGUGUUUAUGAAUAAAGUGGACGAGGUGCCGGAUAAAGAAACGCAAGAACUUGUGGAAAUUGAGAUCCGUGAACUCUUACAUGAAUUUGGUUAUCCUGGAGACGACCUGCCAGUUAUUUUUGGUUCCGCUUUGUGUGCGUUGGAGGGCAAGAAGCCAGAAAUUGGCGAACAAGCAGUACUUAAAUUAUUAGAUGUACUGGAUAAUGUUUUUGAAAUUCCUGAGAGGGAUACAAAUUCCGAACCAAUGUUUGCAGUAGAACAUGUUUAUUCUAUUCAAGGUCGCGGGACUGUUGUUACCGGUAAACUUGAGCGUGGAACUCUCAAAAAAGGCGAUAAAGUUGAAGUCGUUGGUCAUGAUCGUGAUUCUGUGAAAUCAAUUAUUACAGGCUUGGAGACUUUCAAAAAAACGGUUGAUGUUGCGCAACCUGGAGAUAAUCUGGGGAUUUUACUGCGCGGUGUUGAUGCUAAAGCAGUGAGGCGUGGGAUGGUUCUUUUGCCUCAAAGUCAUAAGCACGCUAUAACUGAUAAGGUUGAAGCUCAGAUAUACGUUUUGAAACCAGAGGAAGGUGGUCAAAAAGCACCAAUUGCGAACUUUUUCACAGAGCAUUUCUAUUCGUUAACGUGGGACAUUGGUGGUUUGAUAAAAUUAAAGGACGCAAAUCGUGAUUUUAUCAUGCCGGGUGAAGUAGCCGAAGCUGUUGUGCAUUUGGGCCACAAAAUGUUUAUUGAACCGCAACAGAGGUUUUCUUUGCGCAAAGGUUCUGCCACAGUUGCAACAGGGGUUUUUACAAAUAAUCUUCCUCCUCGUACUGAGGAGGAGAAAGACUCAAAAUACAGGAAGAAGCUUUUAAAGGCUGAAAUGGAGAAAUUGGGUUUCAAUCCAUAUGGUGAAACUAUGGAAAAACGUCUUAAACCGGAUUACUCUUCAAGUCCGAGAGACAAUCCUAUGGCUAAGUAUUUUGAAAAGGAAGAAUCAAAGUAA